AUGUGGCACGCACCACAGGCUCGGCAUAGCCUUCACGCCCAGCUCGCCGGAGCAGCUGCUCCCCAGCGGGUAGUCAUCUCUGGCUACCCUCUCCUCGUUUCGUUUGGUUCCUUCGCCGGCGUCGGCCGCUUCUUCCUGACUGCCUGUGCCUCUCCGUCGCAUGUGGCGCCUUCUCUGCAGGGUCGUGACGAUGUCUGGAGGGUGCUCUCGAGAGUGGUGCGGAUCUGUGGGAGCGGCGGCCUGUGCUACGCUGGACCUACGGCUGACCAGAGUUGGCGUCUUCCUGUCUGCUGGGACCGGCGAGGCUGGUAUGGUUCUUUGGGAUCCCAUGCUACUGCAUUUGCUGCUUGUGAUCGAUAUUUGGUUGAUCUGUACAGAUUUCUGACAUUUGGGGUGGGGUUUUUCCUUUUUUUCCCCGGCGUCCGUUCGCCCUCGAUUGGGCAUUCUUGCACUGCCGUCACUUCCCUGCUUUCUGAGGAGGCCGGAUGGCGCCAGGUGUUCUUCUGCCUUGCGUCGACCCAGCUGGUGAAGGAGAAUUUACGUCUUCAAAGUGUUGCUAAUUGUGUGUUCCUCUCUUGGUCUUGUGCUUUCUAUGUGGCUCUGUUGACUUCUGGACGGUGGGUAGCUUCGUAUUCUGGACGUUCGGAUUAUGGACUUCCAGAAUAUGAAUGUAGAUAUUGCCAUGCUACCUUCUGGCUCCGUGAAUGUGCUAGGGGACAGUCAAGCGUGAGAAACGGUAACAUUGUUUACAACAGAUGUUGUAAGGGUGGUAAGAUUGUGAUACCUCCAUUUAGGGAGCGGCCUGAGCCCCUAGCUUCUUUGGCUAGAUUUGAUGGUGAUGCUCGGUGUAAACGUUUCCUAAACAAUAUACGCCAAUACAAUUGUUUGUCUGCUUUCACUUCGAUGGGUGCAAAUAUGGAUAGAUCUAUGAACGAUGGUCGUGGACCUCCUGUGUUUAAGAUAUCUGGCUAA
This is a messenger RNA of Miscanthus lutarioriparius, 972 nucleotides long. The record is from the annotation of a GenBank genome assembly. NCBI's taxonomy places the organism in Eukaryota, Viridiplantae, Streptophyta, Magnoliopsida, Poales, Poaceae.